Molecule: messenger RNA, 181 nt
Organism: Acaulospora colombiana
Lineage: Eukaryota; Fungi; Glomeromycota; Glomeromycetes; Diversisporales; Acaulosporaceae
Source: the annotation of a GenBank genome assembly
GGCAUCUUCCCAACCACUCACUUCAAGCCCGAAUACGACAGGGAAGACUCUUGACAAGAUUCGCAUGCAGUUGAGAGCUUCCUUUGUUGGGUUGCGCGAGUUGCCUGUGAUAUUGAUCGGCAACGAAUUCAAGGGGUUGAGCGUGGACGAGAUGGAGGGUGGCGGGGAGGGAAAGCUAUGA